AUGACGUGGUGUUUACCUGAUCUCUUUAUUACAGCAAUCUCUAUCUCCUUUCUCUUCUCCUCCUCACCAUCUUCCGUGAGACCCCACUUCCCCAAAUUCCCGUCUAUAUCCUUUCAGGCAAACCCUCGCCGGUUUCUGAAAUUCCUCUCAAUGAACCAAUCCAACAACUUUCACUUCGCCAAUCCACAGUCCCUUUCCGAUUGGCUCAAGCUCAGACUCCCCUCCGAUUCUUUGGCCUCCUGGGGCAUCAAACCCGGUACUAAGAACGUUCAAAACCUCUGGCUCGAGCUCGCCGAGGGUGAGACCUCCCUUGCUGAUUCCUCCCCUCCGCUUCGUACCCUCAAUGUCGUCACGGUGAGAAUUCUUGGGAAAGACGAUAAAGUGCUUGUCGAGUCACAUCAGGAGUUAUCGGACGGAAGCGUGAGGAAGCGCUGUCGAUCCCUAUCGGAAAAGAUGAAGCCGUAUGAGACCCCUGAAGAGGCUGUAAUUCGUGCUAUCAAAGAAGAAAUCGGAUCAAUUUUUGGCGGCAGUAAUGUGCAUGAUGUCGUUGAAAUCUUGCCGGGAACGUACCAGAAGAAGGUGGAGGAGCGGAAUUCGGUUUCGUACCCGGGAUUGCCAGCUCGUUACGUGUUGCAUUCCGUGGAUGCUCGGGUGGAUGGGUUGCCAGAGGCGGAAUUCUGUACAGAAGAAGCAGAUGAGUAUCCGAAUCGCCAGGAGACUAAUGCUGCAGAUGAGGCAGUGUCCGUCAAGAGGCAUUACUGGAAAUGGGUUAGUUCGGAUUCAAUUUAGUCUUUGUUAUGGCUUUAUAGAUUGUUGAUUUUGACUUGGAAUAAAUAUGUACCCUUGAAACUUGUGUUGUUUAUGGCAUGAUGUCAUAAUGUUUCUACUUGUCUGUCAUGUUUCUUCAAUCUGUUUGAACUGCUGUGAACGUGAAGUAUACUAGUAGUAAUUUACUUUAUGUUUUGUUUA
Tripterygium wilfordii is the source of this 969-nucleotide messenger RNA. RefSeq lists its product as uncharacterized. Lineage: Eukaryota; Viridiplantae; Streptophyta; Magnoliopsida; Celastrales; Celastraceae. The record is from RefSeq and is a predicted model, not a curated record. The transcript has a single exon. The coding region runs from base 1 to 789 and encodes 262 amino acids.